AUGGUAGUAGUUGAGGGUGAAGGACCAAACCUGCUAGGGCGAAGCUGGCUACAGGAGCUGGCCAUGGCAGAGCAGCUGAUAAACAGAGUGGAAUCAGCACCGCCAUUACAGCUAGAAAAGAUGCUUGAAAGACACUCAGAAGUGUUUAAAGAAGGGUUAGGACAACUGAAAGGCGUCACAGCGAAGAUCAAUGUGGAUAGGGAAGCACAGCCAAGAUUCUGUAAACCACGACCGGUGCCAUACGCUGUCAAGCCAUUAGUAGAGAGAGAGAUACAGAGGCUGCAGGACAACAAGAUCAUAGAACCAGUGCAGUUUGCAGAGUGGGCGGCGCCGAUUGUCCCAGUCAGAAAACCAGAUGGGUCAAUUAGAAUUUGUGGGGAUUAUAAACUCACUGUUAACCGCGCAUCGCGGGUAGACCAGUAUCCAAUCCCUAGGGUUGAGGACCUGUUUGCACAGUUAAAUGGGGGGCAACACUUCACAAAAUUAGACAUGAGUCAUGCCUAUCAACAGGUCGUUCUGGAGGAAGAAUCCAGGAAGUAUGUAACCAUUAACACACAUAAGGGCCUGUUCGAAUAUACCCGUCUACCUUUCGGAGUAGCCUCCAGUCCAGCAAUUUUUCAGAGAACCAUGGAGGGCAUCUUAGGUGGCAUUCCAAAGGUGGCCAUUUAUUUGGACGACAUCUUAAUUACAGGUGAAAAUGAACAAAAGCAUCUGGAAAACCUGGAAGAAGUUCUCUGCAGAUUGGAGAAGAGCGGACUAAGAUUGAGAAGAAGCAAGUGUGAGUUCAUGGGUAGAGAAGUGGCAUUCCUAUGCCACAAAAUAAACGCCAGUGGGUUGCAUCCUCUGACAGAAAAAGUAGAUGCUAUAGCCCAAGCCCCUGAACCAAAAAAUGUCAGUGAAUUGAAAGCUUACCUAGGCAACACUAAUUACUACCACAGAUUCCUCCCGAAACUAUCCACACUACUGGCUCCGCUACAUGCCCUUUUAAAAAAGGAGGAAAAAUGGUCAUGGGGUUCAAAACAGCAGGAGGCAUUCACAGAAUCAAAAGUGCUUCUUCAAUCCUGUAGUGUGUUAGUUCACUAUGAUUCAAACAAACCCCUCAUCUUGGCGUGUGAUGCCUCGCCCUAUGGGGUGGGGGCAGUACUUUCCCAUCAAAUGCCAGAUGGCUUGGACAGACCAAUAGGGUUUGUUUCAAGGACUCUCAAUGCCGCUGAGAAAAAUUACUCACAGCUAGACAAGGAGGGACUGGCCGUAGUCUUUGGAGUGAAGAAAUUCCACAAGUAUUUGUAUGGGAGAAACUUCACCAUCGUAACCGAUCAUAAGCCACUAAUUUCGCUAUUCAGCGAAAUGAGAGCCAUACCCCAGAUGACAUCUCCUCGGAUCCAGAGGUGGGCAGUCACAUUAGGAGCUUAUGAGUACACCAUUAUCUACAAGGUAGGCAGAGACCACACAAAUGCAGACGCUCUGAGUAGACUGCCACUGGAGAUGAAAGAAAAUGAAACACCUGGAGAGGAGGAGAGAGUAUUGUUGUUGGAAGACAGUGAAACACCUCUGAUUAAGGCGCAGCAGAUAAAGAAAUGGACUGACAAAGAUCCGCUGCUGGCAAGAGUAAGGGAAUUCAUUCUAAGAGGUUGGCCAAAGAAGGUGGAAGAUCCGGCAUUCACACCAUACACCCGGCGUCAAGAGGAGCUCAGAACCCAGGAAGGUUGUGUGUUGUGGGGAGGGCGAGUAGUGGUUCCUCCACCGGGGCGCAAUGCUCUGCUGAGGCAGCUCCACCAGACCCACCCAGGCAUUACACGGAUGAAAGGUUUGGCACGUAGCUACAUGUGGUGGCCAAAUAUGGAUGCAGAGGCGCUGGUGAAGGAGUGUGUGACAUGCCAGGAAAAUAGAAACAGUCCUCCAGUGGCCCCAUUACAUCCGUGGGAAGUUCCAGACAAGCCAUGGAGAAGAAUCCACAUUGAUUAUGCUGGUCCAUGGAAAGGAAAAAUGUUCCUGAUUCUGGUGGACGCGUACUCAAAGUGGAUUGAAGCACAUGCGGUGACGGCACGACGGCAGAAGCAUCAGAGGAACUGA
Sardina pilchardus (European sardine) is the source of this 2073-nucleotide messenger RNA. RefSeq lists its product as uncharacterized. Bases 1 to 2073 code for a protein of 690 amino acids. The record is from RefSeq and is a predicted model, not a curated record. Gene Ontology annotation, molecular function: nucleic acid binding. The transcript has 3 exons. NCBI's taxonomy places the organism in Eukaryota, Metazoa, Chordata, Actinopteri, Clupeiformes, Clupeidae.